Rhinocladiella mackenziei CBS 650.93 is the source of this 1854-nucleotide messenger RNA. RefSeq lists its product as uncharacterized. The transcript has a single exon. The record is from RefSeq and is a predicted model, not a curated record. Gene Ontology annotation, biological process: transmembrane transport. Lineage: Eukaryota; Fungi; Ascomycota; Eurotiomycetes; Chaetothyriales; Herpotrichiellaceae. The coding region runs from base 1 to 1854 and encodes 617 amino acids. Gene Ontology annotation, molecular function: transmembrane transporter activity.
AUGGGCCGACCAAAGAGCAGCAAUGCGGGCAACGCGGGCAACGAGGCCAAUAACGAGAUCGAGCCCGUCAACGCCGGCCGCCUUCCUUUCUGGCGCAUGGUUUGGGAUCAGGGUGGUGUGACACCGGAAGUAGCUACCUACCCAUACGCAGGAUCCGGCACGGACUCGAAUCCCUAUGUCGUCCAAUGGAUCCCCAACGACCCUCGCGAUCCUAUGCUGUUUAGCAAAAUAGCGAAAUGGGGAAUCACGAUGGAAGUCGCGAUCGCCACACUGGCCGUAGCGCUCAUUUCGUCCGCCUAUACCGGCGGCAUCGAGGAGAUCAUGGCGCAGUUUCACAUUGGCAGUGAAGUGGCAACGCUCGGUGUCUCACUUUUUGUUCUGGGGUUUGCCGUCGGACCUCUCUUGUGGGCUCCUAUGAGCGAGCUGUUUGGGCGCCAAUUGCUGUUCAUUGGAACGUAUGCUGCUCUGACGGCCUUCAACGCGGGCGCUGCAGGUGCUCAGAAUUCCUGGACUCUUCUGAUCCUUCGAUUUUUUGCUGGCGCUUUCGGGUCGUCUCCCUUGACAAAUGCCGGCGGUGUCAUCGCUGAUAUGUUCCCCGCCGAUGAGCGCGGCCUUGCCAUGAGCCUGUUUGCCGCCGCACCUUUCUUGGGUCCCGUUCUCGGUCCGAUUAUCGGUGGAUUUCUAGGCAUGAAUGCAGGCUGGAGAUGGGUCGAAGGCUUCUUGGCCAUAUUCUCUGGCGCAUUAUGGAUCAUUGGCUCCCUUCUGGUUCCAGAGACAUACGCUCCUGUGAUCCUCCGCCGCCGCGCGGAGUACCUCUCCAAGGCGACCGGGAAGGUCUACCUGAGCAAGCUCGACAUCGACCGUGGUCAGGUCACCUUGAAAGAGGCACUGGGGACUGCUCUAUCUAGGCCGUGGAUCCUUCUGUUCCGCGAACCAAUCGUGCUGCUGCUUUCCGUUUACAUGGCCCUUAUAUACGGAAUUCUGUAUAUGCUCUUUGCCGCUUUCCCCAUCGUGUACCAGCAAGGUCGUGGCUGGAACUCCGGCAUUGGUGGCCUUGCCUUUCUGGGAAUCAUGGUUGGAAUGCUAUUCGCAGUAGCCUAUACAAUUCCAGACAAUAAGCGCUACGUCAAGAUCUUAUCCCGCCACGACGGAUUUGCGUCUCCCGAAGCCCGUCUGCCACCGUGCCUAAUCGGUUCAGUCGCGUUACCGGUUGGGUUAUUUUGGUUUGCUUGGACCAAUUAUCCCUCCAUCCACUGGAUGGUCAGUAUCGCCGCUGGUGUCCCUUUCGGCUUCGGCAUGGUCCUUGUUUUCCUGAGCAUCAUGAACUACCUGAUUGAUUCGUACACCAUCUUCGCCGCUUCCGUCCUCGCAGCAAGUUCCGUCCUCCGUUCCUGCUUCGGCGCCGCAUUUCCACUGUUCACUACUUACAUGUACGAUGACUUGGGUAUUCACUGGGCGUCGACGAUUCCUUCUUUUUUGGCUCUGGCAUGCGUUCCAUUCCCUUUCCUCUUCUAUAAAUACGGCGCUACGAUUCGAGCUCGCUGCAAAUUCGCCGCGGAGUCAGAUGCGUUUAUGAGGAAGCUACAACAACAGACCGAGAUAGCACCGGAACCGGACGAGGCCAGAGACGAAGCCGAAGAAAAGGAAGCCGAAGAGGUGCCUCAGCUUCAGACAACCGACUCGGGUUCUAGCAACAACAGCGAACUGACCGUUGGAGAUCUUCGUCCUCCCCUUCGGUCCAACUCAAUGGCCUCCACACGGACGACAGGAACCCUUCACCGAAUAAGGAGCGAAUAUCAGGGCAACCCCUACGAUAUUGAUCGUGUGAACACGCGUCAAAGCUUCCGCAGUUGA